AUGGCAGAGCAAACCAUCAAGCUUGGCGACAUUAUUGGUCUUGAGAUUCCCGCCAACAAAAAGUGGACAUGUCUUGCAAAAACCAAGCAGCAACGCCGUUGUCAGCAUGUCGUGGCUACAAGCAAAUGCGAUAAGGCAAGAGCAAUUUUGCAACACAAGAUGACUUUCCAAGAAUCAGAGCAUGAUCUCAUUGGAUUUCACAUAAAACAGCUUGUGAAUCUUCUCUUCCAUAAUGGUAUCCAGCAUCCCAAUAUUAAAGGCCAAAUGAAAGAGCAAGAAACGAAAUGGCUCGAUCUCUGGCGCGCUGAGCUGAAACACCGCGCUGAGAGUAAUGGUAGUGCCGCUGAUGUUGACGAACCUGAGCAAUUUCCAUCCGAAGGGGCAAUGACCCAAUACCACGAACCUGAUGCAAUCGCACAACUUCCUGCCAAUGUAGGAUACCCCACACUUCCGCUCGAAACCUCGCAAGUGCCCACAGAUACUUCAUUCCAUACCACGGCCAUCGCUUCCUACCUCAACCGCACAGUCACCUUGGAUAUUACGGAAGAUGUCAGUGAUCAAAGGGCUGAGGUUGCUACAGCAUCUCAACCCAGUGUCGUUGGGUAUGACGGGCCACUUGCGCCAAAUCAAACAUCAUCUCAUGAGAGCCUGGGACUUACUGUGUUUUUCAGUCCCAAUCAACUGGAAAUGAUCAACAUUAUCUUACACUUCGGUCUUCAAUUAUGCGCAUUCUUUCAAAUACAAUAUGGGACCUUUAUAUCUCGUGAUGGUGCCGGCAAUAAGCGGACAGAGUCGCGUCUUCGGUUCAAACUUAUAUUUGGCAUGGAUCUUACCCUGUCGGAAAUUCUCACAUCCCCAUGGGCUAUCUUUCCCUUGUUUGUUGCAUUAGGCCAGUUCAUGUACGUACUGAUUGGACCAUGGUCAAGUUUUAUGUUGUUUCUGUUUGUUGCUUUGGUUGGAUCGUGCUGGACGGGUACACAAGACAAGGCUGUCGUUCGAAGAACCGAGAGGGUAUAA
Messenger RNA from Penicillium pulvis, 1017 nucleotides. RefSeq lists its product as uncharacterized. The coding region runs from base 1 to 1017 and encodes 338 amino acids. The transcript has a single exon. Lineage: Eukaryota; Fungi; Ascomycota; Eurotiomycetes; Eurotiales; Aspergillaceae. The record is from RefSeq and is a predicted model, not a curated record.